Dissoconium aciculare CBS 342.82 is the source of this 1377-nucleotide messenger RNA. Its product is annotated as dynein regulator. Gene Ontology annotation, molecular function: protein binding. Bases 1 to 1377 code for a protein of 458 amino acids. The transcript has 2 exons. The record is from RefSeq and is a predicted model, not a curated record. NCBI's taxonomy places the organism in Eukaryota, Fungi, Ascomycota, Dothideomycetes, Mycosphaerellales, Dissoconiaceae.
AUGAGUGCGAUCCUGACCUCGCGGCAAGCCGAAGAACUCCACAAGUCCUUGAUCGCCUAUCUAUUAUCAACAGGGCACACGGCCAGUGCUCAAGCGUUACGAGAUGACCUCAACCUACCGGAGAGCAAUUUCGACGCGGCCACGGCGAAGAAGUAUGAAGGAUUGAUCGAAAAGAAAUGGACGUCGGUGGUGCGGUUACAAAAGAAGAUUAUGGACCUUGAGGUGCGCGCGACGCAGCUGCAGCACGAAUUAGAUCAUGCUACACCGAGCUCCCUCGCAGCGAGGAAGACACACGACCCGGCGACAUGGCUACCGCGCGCGCCUCCACGGCACACACUGCAGAGCCACCGUCUACCGAUCACAUGUUUGGCCUUUCAUCCACUGUUCUCAAGCUUGGCAUCGGGUAGUGAGGACUGCACAAUCAAGAUAUGGGAUUACGAAUUAGGAGAGCUAGAGCGGACGCUCAAAUCACACACAAAAGCUGUCCUCGACGUAGAUUUCGGCGGUCCGCGCGGCAACACUUUGCUCGCAUCGUGCAGCUCGGAUUUGACUAUAAAGCUUUGGGAUCCAGCCGAGGAAUACAAGAAUAUUCGCACACUACCUGGACACGAUCACAGUGUGAGCAGCAUCCGCUUCAUUCCUUCGGGCGCAGCCGGCGCACCGCUCUCCGGGAAUCUUCUUGCCUCUGCGAGCCGAGACAAAUCUAUUCGUAUCUGGGACGUCACAACAGGCUAUUGCCUGCGCACACUACGCGGUCACGCUGAUUGGGUCCGUUCAAUAUCUCCGAGUGUGGACGGCAGACUCCUCCUUAGCACAUCCUCUGACCAGACCGCUCGGAUAUGGGACUUGUCAUUACCAGACUCGGCGGCAGCACGAUCGACCCUUGCGGCGCAUGAGCAUGUCGUAGAAUGUUCUGCGUUCGCCCCGCCUGCGACGUAUGUCCAUCUCGCGGCACUGGCCGGUCUGAAGAAACCUCCUCCGGUCACGAGUACUGCCGAAUUUGUCGCCACGGGAUCUCGAGAUAAGCUCGUCAAGCUACACACCGCAGCGGGGAUCACGUUCAAAACGCUGACGGGACAUGACAAUUGGGUUCGAGCCUUGAUCUUCCACCCGGGAGGGAAAUACCUGCUGUCGGCCAGCGAUGACAAAACAAUUCGAUGCUGGGAUCUCAGCCAAGAAGGCAAAUGUGUGCGCGUGGUUGAGGCUGCGUCACACUUCGUGAGCUGUCUUCGGUGGGCACCCAGUGUAUAUAAGGACGAUGCUGCAGCGAACGGGACCAACGGAGUGGAAGAGGGUGGUGGGAAGAAGGAGGAGCAGAUAAGGUGUUUACUUGCUUGUGGCAGUGUAGAUCUGGGGGUCAGGGUGUUCAGUGCAUGA